This is a messenger RNA of Xiphophorus couchianus (Monterrey platyfish), 2122 nucleotides long. RefSeq names its product nuclear factor 7, ovary-like. NCBI's taxonomy places the organism in Eukaryota, Metazoa, Chordata, Actinopteri, Cyprinodontiformes, Poeciliidae. Gene Ontology annotation, molecular function: protein binding; zinc ion binding. The record is from RefSeq and is a predicted model, not a curated record. Bases 389 to 1774 code for a protein of 461 amino acids. The transcript has a single exon.
UAAUCUGUAAAAACAUCGAUCUCCACUUCCUCCCAGAGCUGCUACUGGCGGCUGAAGAAAUGCAAAACAACCAAUCAGAGCCAGGAGGCGGGGCUGGCAUUUCCUGCUCUUUUUAAAAAGCUCCUCCCUGACCUGCAUUCAGGUGAGUCAGGAAGUAAAACUGCUGAUUUCCUUAUCAGAGACGUUGGAAUAAACCAACAGAAGACAAAAACCUCGACUUUGAGAUCAAAUUCAAGAGUUUCUCUUGAAGGAUGAUGAAAUGCUUCAAGGAACACCAGGGAUGCUGCAGGUGGUAACAAAACGGAUCGGCUGCAGGCAGGAGAACAAGAACUAGAAGAUUUAUUCAAAAGUGAAACUGUCUGCGUAGUUCAGAGGAACGUCUAGAGUCAUGGCUUCACACCAAAGGGAAGAGCUUCUGUGCCCAAUUUGCCAGAACAUUUUUGAGAUUCCAGUAACUCUGACAUGUGAGCACAGCUUCUGUGUCUCCUGUUUAAAGACAAACUGGGAAGAGAGAGAAACCACUGCGUGUCCAGUUUGUAAGAGAAGGUCAUCAAAGACAGCACCUCCAUGUGACUUUGCUCUGAAGAUGGCGUGUGACGAGGUGAGAGCUUCAGGCUCUGAGCCGCUCUGCAGUCUGCAUGCAGAAACACUCAGCUUGUUCUGUGUGGAUGAGCAGCAGCUGCUGUGCCGCGUCUGCAGGGAGUCAGAGACGCACAGCGAGCACAAGCUCCAGCUCGCCGAAGAGGCCGGACAGCAGGCCAAGAAAACCCUGCAGGAUUCCCUGAAGCCCUUAAGAAAGAGGAUGAGGCUCAUCCAUGAAGUGAAGGGAAACUGUGAUCAAACUGCAGGUCACAUCAAAACUCAGGCUGAAGCUACAGAGAGGAAGAUCAAAGAGCAGUUUAAGAGGCUUCACCAGUUUCUGGAGGAAGAGGAGGAGGCCAGGCUGAAUGCACUGUGGGAGGAAGAGGAGCAGAAGAGUCACAUGAUGGCGGAGAAGAUCAGAGCGCUGAGCAAAGAAAUCUCAGAUCUGUCAGGAAUAAUUAAAACCACAGAGCAUGAACUGAGAGCAAAAAAUGUCCAGUUUCUGCUGAAUUACAAAGAAACGGUGGAGAGAAUCCAGCAGCAGCCGGUUCCUGAUGAUCCGGAGCUGAUCUCAGGAACGCUGAUCGAUGAGGCCAGAUAUCUGGGAAACCUGAGCUUCAACGUCUGGAGCAAGAUGAAGGACAUGAUCUCCUUCACUCCUGUCGUCCUGGAUCCAAACACAGCCCAUCCAGACCUCACUCUGUCCGACGAUCUGACCAGUCUGACUCAGGGCAUGGGAAAACAGGAACUUCCUGACAAUCCAGAGAGGAUCAACCACUUCAUUUCUGUCGUUGGCUCGAAGAGUUUCACCUCAGGAUGUCACAGCUGGGAGGUGGAGGUAGGAGAAAACGAUGCCUACUUUCUGGGUGUGCUAGCGGGGUCGGCUGUGAGGAAAGGCGUCAUCUGGUCCGGACUGUGGAGGCUCAUGUUCUGCAAAGGAGAAUACAAAACACUUUCCCCAACAGAUCCGGGAUCUGACGUCUCUAUGAAGGGAAACCCAAGAAGGAUCCGGCUUUUCCUGGACUAUGAUGGAGGACGGCUGUCGUUUUCAGAUGCAGAAACUGGAACGCACAUACACACCUUCACACACACUUUCACCGACAGGUUGUUUCCAUACAUCAGCACCUGGAGCGGGGUCACAAUAAAGAUCGCAGCGCAGAAAAUCACUGCUGCAGUGGAAGAGCAUCAUUAGAAACUCUGCUUUCCUGCACUUCCUGCAACAGUGUCUUCUUUUUUAGCUGUCAGAUAAUGUUUCCUCACUAAAUGGUGAAACAUUCUGAGCAAAGAAAGGUGAAUAUAGACAAUGAAUGUACGUUAUUAAUGAAAAGUUUAAUAGCUCAUGCUCUCAGAGUAACUCUUAUGAUUUUUACUUUAUUAUGAAGGAAUGUCCAGGGAUUGUAAUAGUUUUUACUUCUUUCAUUUUUAAUUAUUUUAUGAAGGUGUUUCUAAUUGGUCAGUGUAAAAAAAUCUGAUUCUACUUGGAGAAUGACUUUGGCCAGCUGUAAAAAUGAAGACAGCAAAACCAACUAAUUGUAACAAA